UCUUUGUUUGUUUUGUAGGCUAUAUUUGUUUAACUCUGUAAAGUACCUUCAGUAGCUACAUUUAAAUUCCCUGUAAGCCCUAGAUAUUAAAGUUCAGUAUUUUUUCUUGCUUUCUGAGGAUGAAUGGAUCAGUGGGUGCGUCUUCACUGAUGCCAGUGUCGAGUCUCCAUCAUCAUCUUCAUCACUGCAGUAAGAAGCAGCAGCAUCACUGCUCGGAGUCACAGCAUCACCGGACAUCCUCGCUGCGAGUCUCUCUGCCAUUACAUCUGCAUCACAGCUGAAACACGGGACGGAUCGAGGCUUUACUGGAAAACCAGCGGACAUACACAAGUUUCCUCGCGAUGGUUCCUUUAUUUUUGUUCCUGAUCGUCCGCAUUGCUGCGUCCAUCCCACAUCCGACAUCCACUGGUGAAGUAUGUGAACCGGUUCCGUGUGAGAACGGUGCUGACUGUCCCAGUACACCAUCUGAUGAAAAUGUUUCCUCAUCAGGCUGGGAAGAGGAAUCUGUGAUUGGGCCCUGCCACCCGAACCCAUGUCACAACGGAGGGGUGUGUGAACACAGUGAGACAUACCGCGGAGACACUUUUGUCGGAUAUUUGUGCAGAUGUCCACUUGGCUUCGAUGGUGUCCACUGCCAACACAAUGUUAACGAGUGUGAGAAAAAUCCUUGCAAAAAUGGAGGCAGCUGCACAGACCUGCGAGCAAACUACACCUGCCAGUGUCCCGGCGAAUACAUGGGGCGGAACUGUCAGUACAAAUGUUCUGGACCUUUGGGUAUGGAAGGGGGGAUCAUUUCGAACCAGCAGGUAACAGCUUCCUCCACGCACCGAGCUCUGUUUGGACUGCAGAAGUGGUUUCCGUACUUCGCCCGACUCAACAAGAAGGGCCUCGUCAAUGCCUGGAGUGCAGCCGAGGGCGAUCGAUAUCCAUGGAUUCAGAUAAAUCUACAGCGGAGGAUGAGGGUGACCGGACUGAUAACACAGGGUGCCAAGCGAAUCGGAAGCCCCGAGUAUGUGAAAUCAUAUAAAGUGGCAUACAGCGAUGACGGAAAGGCCUGGAGCAUGUUUAAAGUCAAGGACACAGAUGAGGACAUGAUAUUCACAGGAAAUACCGAUAACAAUGCCCCCUCGGCCAACUCCUUCAGCCCACCGAUUGAAGCGCAAUACAUCCGUAUUUACCCACAAGUCUGCAGGAAACACUGCACACUGCGAAUGGAGCUCCUGGGCUGUGAGCUCACAGGAUGCUCAGAGCCCAUAGGGAUGAAGACCGGACACAUCCAGGACUAUCAAAUAACCUCCUCCAGUGUGUUUCAGACCCUGAACAUGGACAUGUUCUCCUGGGAACCCUCCAAGGCCAGACUGGACAAACAGGGCAAGGUCAAUGCAUGGACGUCAGCCCAUAACGACCAAUCACAGUGGCUGCAGGUGGAUUUGCUGAUUACAACCAAAAUCACAGGAAUUAUCACCCAAGGAGCCAAAGAUUUCGGGCAUGUACAGUUUGUUGGUUCCUUUAAAUUGGCGUUCAGUAAUGAUGGAGAGAGAUGGCUCAUAUAUCAGGAUGAGAAACAACAGAAGGAUAAGAUCUUCCAAGGAAACUUUGACAAUGAAACACACAGAAAGAACGUGAUAGAUCCGCCGAUCUACGCCCGAUUCAUCCGGAUUCUUCCGUGGUCGUGGUACGGACGCAUCACUAUGAGGGCGGAGCUUCUGGGCUGUCCGGAGGAACAGUGAAAGUUUGCCACAUUUAUGACAGACUGUGUAAAAAUAACUUUAAACAUUUCUAAUGGUGAUCUUUCAAGGAUGCUGUUGAGACUUGUCUGAUUUGAAAAUGAAAGAUCUUUUGAUUACAGUCGAUUAUGAUUGUGAUGACUUUGAAUGGAUUUUUUUUUCUUUUUCCUGAAAAUAUCACAAUGCUUUUCAAAUGUUACUGUCACUGUACAAAUGACUACUUUUAUUUGAGAGUAUAAACAGCUGAAGUAGGUCAAUUGAAUCCACUCAGGUCAAAGGUCACCUGCUAGAAUAGUACUUUGAGUUCAUGAUUUAUGAAUAAUAGAAGGAGGUACUGAGAACUGUUAACAUUCUUACAAAUUUAUGUAUAUUAACUACUGAAUGGUGUUCAUUUGUAAUUUAUUAAUAUUCAAUCAAAGCAAACUCAAAGAAUGAAUAGUAGGGGAGAGUGGGGUAAACUGUGCCGCUUAUCAAGAUUUAUUUUACACAAACAAAGACUAAAGGUGUGGUCACUUUUACUGUAUGGUGAAUUUUUGUGGUUGAAAGCUUAUUUAAAUAAAAAAGGUAAAUGUGACUUUUUAUCUCAGAAUUCUGAGAAAAAAACUGAAUUGUGAGAUAUAAAUAUCAUAAAGAAAUUAAUAUAAAUAUUAAUAUACUUUUUUCUUGCAAUUGCGAGUUCAUAUCUUGCAGUUCUGACUUUUUUCUUUCUAAUGAAUAAGAUAUAAACUUGAAAUUCUGAGGGGGAAAAAAAUGGAAUUUUGAGAAAACUCGCAAUUACCUUUUUUAUUUUUUUUUAUUCCAUGAUGGAAAGAAGCUUCCAUAGAAAUCCAGUUAUUUAAAUAAGAAUCAAUGCAGUUUUUCGGAAUUUCACGUGAGGAUUUUCACAAAAGAUGUUCCUACUCAGAUUUGCCGCUUUGACCAAUAUGGAAGCUCGUUUCCGCCAUGAAAUAAAAAAUAAAAAAGGUAAUUGUGAGUUUUUAUCUCAUAAUUCUGACUAUUUUUCUCGCAAUUGCGAGAUAUAAACUCACAAUUGUGAGUUAUAAAGUCAGAAUUGCGUGAAAAAGUCAAAAUUGCGAGUUAUAAAAUCAGAAUUGUGAGAUAAAAAGUCGCAUUUACCUUUUAAAUUUUUUUUAUUUAGUGGCGAAAACAAGCUUCCAUAAUAAAAAGCUGCUUGGUUUGAAAAUGACUUCAAGCAUCGCUACACUAUUGACAAUAGACAGUGGAACUUUCUACUGAAAUUGAACUAAUGUGACAUCAUAUUUCAGAAGAAAGUGUCUAUAAUAACCACAGUGGUUCAGUGACACAACUUGCCCCAUGUUAGGGGUAACCCGUGACAUCAUGGGGUACACUGAAUAAUUGGGAAAAAUGUGAAUAUAUUUACUUUUCCAAUAAAGUACAUAUGAACAUAAAUGAAAAAGAACAAUUUACUAAUGCAUAAUCCCAUUCUAAACAUGUUGCUGCACAUAAUUUGCAUUUUCAUAACCCAGCCAAAAAUUUUAAUAUUCAAAAUAUUUGGGGUGACACAUCUUACCCCACUCUCCCUACAUACAGCUACAGGUAGAAUUAUUUCAGAACAAUAUAGUAUUCAGUAUUUCAUAUCCUGUCAAAUAUCCAUGAAAUCUAAAUUAAAUUAGUUCCUAGAUGGGAAAAAAAAGAUUUUUGUACCGUCGAAUAUUACGUUUCAGUCGGAAAUAUGUCACAAUAUAGAAGUGAAAUGGGUUGCAGGCUGCGUUUCAUGUCGACUUGUAGCAAGCAUACAAUUUUCUUCCUUUCUUUCUUUUGUAGUGUUUUUGAAAAUGUGUAAAUAUAAUACAGUAAACAGCCAGAGCAGUUUGGUAAAUGUAUAUCUAUACUAGCUUUCUAUUUCUUCAUAGCAGUAUUCACUGGACAGUUACUGAACAAACCUGAUUAUAAUGUAAUAUAGUAUUACUGAACUGGUCAUUUUAAAAAUAAAAAUCAAACUGUGAGACUGUUCCUGCACAGCUACAGUUCUAUAUCCA
Messenger RNA from Ctenopharyngodon idella (grass carp), 3727 nucleotides. RefSeq names its product EGF-like repeats and discoidin I-like domains 3b (gene edil3b). The record is from RefSeq and is a predicted model, not a curated record. Lineage: Eukaryota; Metazoa; Chordata; Actinopteri; Cypriniformes; Xenocyprididae. Gene Ontology annotation, molecular function: calcium ion binding. The transcript is spliced from 11 exons. Bases 342 to 1730 code for a protein of 462 amino acids.